UAAAAUCCAAACUUAUGUUUGUAUUAAUUCUGUACUUGAUUUCAUUCUUGGGCGUGAUGAAAUAUGCUGGGACUAUCUAUGUAGUAGGAAACCAGGAAAUCGAUCCUUACCUCAAUAGUUUUGAUUAUCUAGAAAGAUUCCUCAGAGACGUUCCUACUACAGAUCCGGAAAUAACUAUGACGCCGGAAGAGCUGAUAAAAUCCAAGGGUUACCCUUACGAAAAAUACGAAGUUAUAACGGAAGAUGGUUUUAUCCUGCAAUUGCAUAGAAUUCCCUUCGGAAAGAAACGGAACAACACGUCAGACGUUAGGACCUCAGUUUACUUACAGCACGGUUUACUGGGCUCCUCUUGCGAUUUCUUGAUGAACCUGGAGAAUCAGAGUUUAGCGUAUAUACUGGCCGAUAUUAAUUUGGACGUCUGGUUGGGCGAUACGAGAGGUAACAAAUACUCCAGGAAACACAGAAUUUACACCACCGACGUCGACGAAUUUUGGGAUUGGAGUAUCGACGAGAUAGCCAAAUACGAUAUUCCUGCUUUCAUCAAUUUCAUCCUCAAAAGGGCUAACAGAGAAUACGUAUAUUACGUAGGCCAUUCCCAGGGGAGCAUGGUGGGAUUCGUCCAUUUCUCCCAGAACCCUAAGAUGAAUAAUAAAAUCAAGAUGUUUUUCGCGCUGGCUCCCAUAGCCUACUUAAAAAAUAUUGAAUCCCCCAUCAGAUUAUUCGCUCCUCUCUCAUCGACCUUAGAUCUUAUAACAAACAUGUUAGGUAAGAAAGAAUUUUUGCCUAGUCCCUCUGUAAUAGAAUGGAUGGCCAUCUCUAUCUGUCCCCGCAAAAUUUUACUCAAAAUAUGCUCUAAUAUGCUUUACCUGGUUGGAGGUCCGCCGACGGCAAAUUUAAAUGAAAGCCGAGUACCUGUAUACUACGAGCAUUACCCAGCGGGAACCUCCGUAAGAAACAUAGAUCACUAUGCCCAAGGGGUCUUGAACGACGAAUUUCGCAUGUUCGACUAUGGAACUUUCAAAAACUUCAAAUUGUACGGAACGAUUACACCUCCAGCAUACGAUAUAUCUCAAAUGACAAUUCCCACGAUGUUAUUCUGGGGGCAAAAGGAUUGGUUAGCAGAUCCUACAGACGUAAAUAGGCUAGUUCCCUUAAUCAGAAAACUCUCCGGCAAUUUCCAAUUCGAAAAUGCUAAUCAUUGGGAUUUUGUCUAUGGGAUGAAUGCCGCGAAUGAUUAUUAUUCCAUUAUUAUUAAAGCUAUAUUGAUCAAGGAAAAAAUAAAAUAA
Molecule: messenger RNA, 1286 nt
Organism: Gordionus sp. m RMFG-2023
Lineage: Eukaryota; Metazoa; Nematomorpha; Gordioida; Chordodea; Parachordodidae
Product: lysosomal acid lipase/cholesteryl ester hydrolase-like
Exons: 7
Coding region: 15-1286 (423 amino acids)
Biological process (GO): lipid metabolic process
Molecular function (GO): hydrolase activity, acting on ester bonds
Source: RefSeq, a predicted model, not a curated record